UCUCUCAAGCAAGCUCAGAUUCUGUGGUAAUAAAGAAGUCGAAGACACAAAAGAGUUGGGUGAUCAAUGCUGUUUUCUUUCGUCUAUCAAUGGACUCACAUUGCUCACCUAGUCGACUCGUUCUAGUCGCCUUCUGCUUCCUCUGCCUCUUCGCCGGAGAUUCAUCAGCGACGAGGUCUGGUUUCUUCUACACAAGACACAAAGGACGAUGCACGCCGCAGUAUUGGAGCAGCAGGAGGGAGGCAUGGCCGAGGAUGGUGCCCGAGAGAUCGACGGUGGAGAAAAUGUUCGGAGUGAUGGUGGCCAAAGAGCGUUGGAGAUCUGAUCUGACGCUGGUGGAAUCGACGUCUAGGAACGACGAGGAAGGGAAUGCGUACGGUGCGUUGCUGAAGCAGGGGAUCGCUGCUCUGCUCAACUCUUACGCGAGAAGAAGCUUUUCUUAUGCGCCUUGGGAGGUGAAGACUAUGCUCAUUCAGGCCAUGAUCUCCGAGCCGGCUGCUCGCCGGCAAGCACAGAAGUUCGCCGCUGCUAACGUGGCUUGUGACUAACCUUGAGAAUCAGAUCAAAAGAUUAGUAGAGUCACUUUGUUGUACUUGUUGCUUGGUGUGUUAUUGUGGUGUUGCCUUGGUGGAUACGUAUUCAUUCUUGUUAAUCUUGAACUCAAAUGAAUCUAAUGAGAAAAAUUUAAUAUGA
Molecule: messenger RNA, 693 nt
Organism: Brassica oleracea var. oleracea
Lineage: Eukaryota; Viridiplantae; Streptophyta; Magnoliopsida; Brassicales; Brassicaceae
Exons: 2
Coding region: 90-548 (152 amino acids)
Source: RefSeq, a predicted model, not a curated record